GCAAGGAGACACACAGCUUCAACCACGUCCCUCCGCUGUCACCCCCUGGCACUGAGAGACGUCUGAUUUUGCGGAUUACUGGAUGGAAAUGUCUGAUACAGUUAAACCUCUAACUUCCUUCCUCAUUGAAGACAUUCUCUCCAUUAAGGACGGCACAAAAUGUGAUGGAAAAUGCAGUUCACAGAAGAUGGAAAGAUGUUCACAGUGGAAAGAAGAGUCUGAAAAGUUGUCAGAGAAACUCUGCCCUCAGGAGACAACAUUUGGAGUGCAUACAGAGUCUCUGGACACAUCCUGUCCCAGCACAUCGGAGACCAACACAUUCUCCUCCACAGGGAAACAGAAGCGCUCCAGGGCUGCGUUUACACACCUGCAAGUGCUUGAACUGGAGAAGAAAUUUAACCACCAGAAAUACCUGUCCGCCCCCGAGAGGGCUCACCUGGCCAGCACCCUAAGACUGACGGAGACCCAAGUGAAAAUCUGGUUUCAGAACCGGAGGUAUAAAACGAAACGAAAGCAACAAACGUCAGAGUUCUGUAAGGAUGUGUACAAAGGAGAAGGACUGGGUCUGAGAGAGGAUUUGGUCCGAUCAUCACUAAUCACCUCCUUCUGCAAAGCUUAUCAAUACAGACCGUACCUGUGGGACUACAGUGGCCCCUGGGGGCCAACGUUAUGGCGAAAGUGAAAUGAUGCAUGAAGCUAUGAUUUAUAACCAUAAGCCUAUGUUUAGUAUUCCUGAUAUUUAUGUUCCUCAUCAAAGCUGACCAUGUGUUACCUUUCAGCGGGCUGCCUCUUAAAAUGGCUUUGCACAAUGAACCAUUUGAACUUGUGGCAACAGUGUUGAUUCAUUCAUUAAAAAAAUAAUGUUGAUACAUUUUA
Molecule: messenger RNA, 876 nt
Organism: Toxotes jaculatrix (banded archerfish)
Lineage: Eukaryota; Metazoa; Chordata; Actinopteri; Toxotidae
Gene: nkx3-1
Product: NK3 homeobox 1
Exons: 2
Coding region: 83-682 (199 amino acids)
Biological process (GO): regulation of transcription by RNA polymerase II; cell differentiation
Cellular component (GO): nucleus
Molecular function (GO): RNA polymerase II cis-regulatory region sequence-specific DNA binding; DNA-binding transcription factor activity, RNA polymerase II-specific
Source: RefSeq, a predicted model, not a curated record